Oncorhynchus kisutch (coho salmon) is the source of this 3650-nucleotide messenger RNA. Its product is annotated as interleukin enhancer-binding factor 2 homolog. The transcript has 14 exons. Gene Ontology annotation, cellular component: catalytic step 2 spliceosome. Lineage: Eukaryota; Metazoa; Chordata; Actinopteri; Salmoniformes; Salmonidae. Gene Ontology annotation, biological process: positive regulation of DNA-templated transcription. The record is from RefSeq and is a predicted model, not a curated record. Gene Ontology annotation, molecular function: double-stranded RNA binding; DNA binding. The coding region runs from base 248 to 1600 and encodes 450 amino acids.
AAGAAGACACCGUCAACAGGAAAAUACUAAUGGGAAGAUGGUGGACUUACAUGUUCUGUUUGAAUCAGAUGGCGCGUCGAGUGGAGAUGAGAAGUAUUGGAAUCAGUGGCGAAUACGAAAGGAAAUAAGUGAAGUAACGUGGUAGUUGAAGUUGGUAAAUCCAAGCCUAGUUCUGAUAUUUUUUGGGGUGAGAGUUUUGAAUUGUUGGAGUUACCUGGGAGAUUCAUUUUAAGUCUGAAAAUCGUGGAUGCGUUGGAGAAGUAGGUGGCGGCAAUACACAGUAGGUUGUAGUCUGCCAUUAAACCUCAUAAAAGAAGAAGAAUCCACACCCACUAACAAGCCAACGCAGCCGGUUCGAACACUCCUAGCAGUGCACAUUUUCCAUAUCGAUUUCAAGGAAGUUUCCACAACGUCUCACAUAAUGAGAGGCGAGAGGGGUCGAGGCCGUGGUGGCCGUUUUGGGGUUCGGGGGGGAGGACCUGUGCCAGGAUUUCGCCCAUUUGUCCCUCACAUCCCCUUUGACCUCUACGUGUGUGAAAUAGCCUUCCCUCGUCUGAAGCCUGCCCCCGAUGAGACAGCCUUCAGUGAGGCCCUACUGAAGAGGAACCAGGACCUUGGCCCCACCUCUGUUGAACAGUCAUCCAUCUUGUCACUGGUCACCAAAAUUACCAACGUCAUUGACAACUUCAUCGUUUCAGCUGGGGCUGAUGAGGUGGAAAUUGAGGAAAUGAGACAGGUAGGCUCCUACAAGAAAGGCACCAUGACAACGGGACACAAUGUUGCAGACCUUGCUGUCAUUCUGAAGAUAUUGCCUUCUGUGGAGACCGUGACCGCUCUGGGAACCAAGGUGGUGGAGACCCUACGCACACAGGACCCUUCGGAAGUACUCUCCAUGCUGCCCAACGAGACGGGCUUUGAGAUCAGUUCGGCCGACGCCACAGUGAAGAUCCUCAUUGCCACCGUGCCCCACAACAUGCGCAAGCUGGAGCCUGAUGUGCACAUCGAUAUGAAGCUCCUGCAGAACUCCCUGGCUGCUGUUCGCCACGCUCGCUGGUUUGAAGAAAAUGCCUCCCACUCCACGGUGAAGGUCCUGGUCCGUUUGCUGAAGGACCUGAGGAUCCGCUUCCCUGGGUUUGAACCCCUUACCCCCUGGAUGUUGGACUUACUGGGUCACUCUGCAGUCAUGAACAACCCCAGCAGACAGCCGCUAGCCCUCAAUGUGGCCUUCAGGCGGAGCUUGCAGAUGCUGUCAUCAGGGCUUUUCUUGCCUGGUUCAGCUGGAAUUGCAGACCCCUGUGAGAAUGGACACUACCGUGUAUUCACUGUCAUGAACCUGGAGCAACAGGACAUGGUGUGCCUCACUGCUCAGACCCUGGUGAGGUUGCUGUCUCAUGGCGGCUACAUGAAGAUUCUGGGUCUGGAUGGAGACGCUAGCCAUCUAGUGGUGGAGACAUCCACGUGGGAUGGAGUGACAGUGAAGCCUUCUGAGAAGGCAUAUGAGAAGAUGCCGGAGGUGGAAUUGGAGGUGGAUGAUGAUGAUGAUGAUGAUGCAGAAAUGGAGAGCAUGGAUGCUAAAGAGGUUAUGGACACUAAAGAGUGAUUGUGGUGACAGACUUUCAGUUUGUCAUUCAACUGUUUUGAAAGGUCCCAUUCUGAGGGAUGGGGAUUUCUUUUUUCUUUUUGUACUGUCUCCUACCCGCGCCUAGUUUAAGGGCUUGUUUUGUUUUCAGACAUCCCUGAUACUAGGGAAACAAGGUGUGGCUUCCAAUGUUUUUUAUGUUUCAAUUUAUAUCAAGUCUAAACAGAAAUUGAACUAUUUUCUCUUGGCUUAUUGUAUGGCAAAGAUUUUGAUUAAAAAAAAACUUAUUGAAAAUUCUGAUUUCUAUGGUCCACUCCCAAAUGACGGUGCUCCAGUGUACAGUUUCUCACUGAGCUGGCUGUCAAAAAUGGAUAGAUCAUGUCAGUUUGGUGGUGUCUGAAGUUACUGAGCAGCCAGUGGAGACGUCUCUGUUUAUAAUGUCGUCUGGACUAUUACAUACAGAGGUGGUGUUGUCAGUAAUAACUGGGCUUUAAUCAAUGAACCUAAUUGCGUAGUCCUUUGACGGCAGACCUGGAAACAGUCAUAAUCGUUAGAGGAGCUGUGAAGGGAGGGAGAGGCUGCUAGCGCUCAGCAAUUAAAACCCAAGGCUGGCUUAUUGAGGUUUUCUCUGGCUAGAUGGAGUUCUUGAUCGAUCCAUGGCUGAUAGAAUAUCAUCUAUUUUGUUUGAUAUAAGUGCACAAAAUACAAUGCUAUUGGCCCUUAAACUCAAGGAUUUAUUCUGCCCUGCACAGUGAACAGAGCUUUUUCAAUGUGUUAACCUUUUUUUGAAUAAUAAAGCUGAAUAAACAUGCCGUAGUUAUUGUUGAUUCUCCAGCUGACUAACCACAUCCCCCUUCAAAUGGAAUGUUGCAACUGUGGUAUUGGAGUACUUGUCCUCAGAUGGCAGAGGUUUAAACUUUUGCAUCCUUCAAAGUGUUUCAAUCAAUCUGAGAAAAAAAUGCUGUUGUGUCAAUAACAAAAGUGCUUGCUUUAAUUGUCUUGUCAGUGGUACAAAUUGUUAAUUGGCUCUUGGACCUUGACAAUGGUUAGCUUUUCAUUGGGUUGUUGAUUUGAAGUAUCUGUAUACUGGUUGAAAAGGGCAGAUUUGGACACAGGUAUCUAAAUUGGACCUCUGUACAGUAACAUGCUAUACAUGAGCUCUGGCUCUGCGCUUCACAGCUCCGUAUGGGAGCCGUUCUGAACUUGCACCGCGUAGGACAAGAAGGUGCCCCAUCCCUCCCCCUAAUUGGGCAUCUUUAAAAUUAUAUUUUUGCUGUAAAUUAGGAUUACCGGUACUCUGUAUUUCAAAGAUGAGACGAUGAGGGUAAUAAAUACAACUUUGAUGUCAUACAAGCAAGCCAAACACCGGUGAGUACAAAUGGGUACUUCACAUUACCAUAUGAAACUUGUAAUAUAGUGUCACUGUUUAUAAUCACUGUUUGAUGUACAGUUACUAGAUGUUAUGGCGUUAUACCCUGGGUUGUACUGAACAGAAUGAGAACAUGUUUGUAUUGUGAAGAUUUGCAGUCUACCACACAUCUGAAUGCACUCAUGACUCCAUUCUAUGCUCACCAAUUAUGACCUGCUCUGAAAUGUCUUGAGAAAGCCUAGCACUGUAAGAUCAUAUUUGAUCUUUUUGAUAGUCAUGUUGGCAAUAGAACAAGCUUUCAAAUUAUACCCACCUGACCCAGAUUGUGAUUUAUAAUGGGCUGUUUUUUGCUUGUGUAAAGGCGGGGAUGCAGGGUUGUGUUCCAAACAAGAGUUCUUGCUCUAGUUCCUCAAUGGCAGAGAUAGGAGACUCAAAUCACCUUAUAGUUGAAGACUCGUCUUUUAGUCAUAAGUGUAUUGAAAUGAUUUCGGAACUGUGCACACUUUGUAGAGGUGUGGCCAGUUGGAGACAUCAGUUAGUCCUCUCACUCAACCCCAUAUUUGUCUUAUGUUGCACCUACCCCAAAUUUUCCAAUACAUUUCUUAUGUUACUGAAUGUAUCCAGUGUAUUUUUAGAUUUCAUUACCAACAAAUGUGGCAAAGUACAGUAAAUGUAUAAUGCACAUAAAAUCAACUGUUUGGA